Nasonia vitripennis (jewel wasp) is the source of this 1758-nucleotide messenger RNA. RefSeq names its product potassium channel, subfamily K-like. NCBI's taxonomy places the organism in Eukaryota, Metazoa, Arthropoda, Insecta, Hymenoptera, Pteromalidae. The transcript has 6 exons. Gene Ontology annotation, molecular function: potassium ion leak channel activity. Gene Ontology annotation, biological process: stabilization of membrane potential; potassium ion transmembrane transport. Gene Ontology annotation, cellular component: membrane. The coding region runs from base 304 to 1551 and encodes 415 amino acids. The record is from RefSeq and is a predicted model, not a curated record.
CUCUCUCUCUCUCUCUCUCUCUUCUCUCGCAUCUCCGAAAUCUCGGCUAGUCGCGCGUUAACCACUUGCUCGAUCGCGCUGAUGAUAAUCAGUCCGCGCUGUACAAGUGCGAAAAAUGACGCGGACGUAGCCGAUCGAGUUCCAUUCGCGUUCGUUUUGAAAAAUUCGAAGUAUAACGGUUUUUAUGGGGCAUUUUAUCAACGAAACUUUAAGUGAUAUGCGGGAACAGAGGAGAGAGUGUUAAGGCUGAAGAUUUUUUAGUGUCCUUUUUUUUUUGUUGACGAGAUUAUUUUUUGUUUUACGAUGUCGUACGACGAUAAAAAGCAGCUGAACGAAGGCAGCUCGAGUAAGCCGAAGAAAUGCAUCGAGCCGGAGACUCUGAAAAAAAUCAAGUCCAUAGCUAGUCACGUUGGUCUGCUGGUGACGCUGAUGAUUUACUGCCUGAUUGGAGGACUGGUGUUUAGGAAUCUCGAAUUGCCGGCGGAAUUCGAGAAACUGAACGGUUUGAAGUCUGCGCUUUUGAAGCAACGACAGGACUUGCUGUCCUCCGUCAACGGCAGCGUCAUCACCAAUCUCACGGAUCUAGCCAAAUGGGAGGAAGCCACAUUGCGACCCUACGAACAAGCCGUCCAGGACGCAGCGCGUUCCGGCCUCUCAAUGGAGCUAGUACCGAAAAUCACAGCCACGGAAGAGGACAUACUCAAGGCGGAACCGAUAAUCGCUGAGAGAUGGAGCAUCCUUCAGGCCGUCUUUUUCGCCAGUACCAUCCUCACGACUAUAGGCUACGGAAACGUCUUCCCCUCGACGACGUCCGGCCGAGUGUUCUGCAUCAUGUUCGCCCUGGUGGGCAUACCCCUGACUUUGACUGUGAUCGCCGACUACGGUAAGCUCUUCGCCGAGGGUGUAAGCUCCGUCGCGAAGAGGAUGCGAUCGAAGCUCCCGAAGAAGUUGAUCUCGUGCGUUCCCAGCAAUCAGACUGGGAAAAAGUCGUUGGGAGCACUGGCGGCUGUGCUGCUGCUGCUCAUCUAUCUGGCAUGUGGAGCCGCGCUUUUCAUGCUCUGGGAGACCAACUGGAGCUUCUUCGAGGGGUUCUACUUCUGCUUCGUGACCAUGACGACUAUUGGAUUCGGUGACGUCGUUCCCACGAAUCCAAAGUACAUGCUCUUCUGCACUGGCUACAUCCUGGUCGGUCUCGCGCUCACCAGUACGAUAAUCGAGCUGGUGCGCCGUCAGUACGCGCACUCUUGGAAGAAACUGCAAGCUCUGAGCGGGCCCUUUGCCGAGACUCUGAGAAAGCUCGGGGAACAGGCCGGCGGUGACAUGUCCAUCUUCCAAACUGAUCUCAAACGACUAAUGAGCACCGCAAUGUCGAUGUCGCGGCGAAAGAAGAGUGGCGUUGAAAAGAGCGAUCUGAAGGAUGCCGACUGGGCGGAGGCUUUUGUAGCCGCUUAUCAGGCCAUGGAGGAGAGCAAGAAGGAUGAGCCCAAGCCGGAGCCCGAACCGUCUAGAAAGCCCAUCAUGCAGAUCAUUAUUUACGAGUCCAGCGUCUGAGUAUGCGCUGAACUUUUUCAUCAGCGCGUCGAUCACCAUAUUUUGAUAUACUGUUUCAUUUUCUAACCGGUUUUUACGAAACUCCAUUAACUGUGGCCAAAGUUACGCGAUGCCAAAGAAUGACUUUUGUUAUUAAUGACUUAAUGUAAGCUUAAGAAAAUAUUUUGAUAUACGAAACCAUGAAUAACAAACUUCAAAAUAAGAAUA